Messenger RNA from Scheffersomyces coipomensis, 2845 nucleotides. Its product is annotated as alpha-mannosyltransferase. The transcript has a single exon. The coding region runs from base 400 to 2778 and encodes 792 amino acids. Lineage: Eukaryota; Fungi; Ascomycota; Pichiomycetes; Serinales; Debaryomycetaceae. Gene Ontology annotation, molecular function: alpha-1,3-mannosyltransferase activity. The record is from RefSeq and is a predicted model, not a curated record. Gene Ontology annotation, biological process: protein O-linked glycosylation. Gene Ontology annotation, cellular component: Golgi apparatus.
AUUUAUUUAUUUAUUUAUUUAUUUCUUAGUUAUUUCUUUUCUUCAAUCAUUUAGCAACAACGUCAUCAUCGUCAAUCCAUACAUCGAUCGACCGACAGUUCCUACCCCCCCUUUCUUUCUUCCUUCCUUCCUUCCAAACAUCACCUAACCAAGGAUUGGAUUGGAUUGAUUUUCAUCACCAUCAUAAUUUGUUUCACCCACCUUUUUUUUUCUUUCUUUCUUUUGACAGAUCUUGGUUGACACUUAUCUGAGCCCUUGCUUUACCAUUCAUCAUUGCUUUCCCAUACCAUUGAACCAUUCCUAUCUAUCAAUCGCAUUACUUUGCCAAUUACCAAUCCCCUUCCUCCCAUCCCCAUAUAACAUAUCAACAACAACAAUAACAUCAUCAUCAUCAUCAUCAUGCCUUUCUUAACUAUGCCCAGACCCAAACAAAAGUUUGUCGUAUAUAGCGCAGUCAUAGUAUGGUUGGUAGUCAUAAAUGUUUGGAUCUAUCGAUAUUAUAUGAAUCAAGAUUCAGAAAUGUAUAAAACCAUCAUAAGUAAUGAAGAUUCAUUCUAUCCUAUCCAUCAUAAACCUGAAUCUACUGAUAAAGAUAAUAAAGAUAAUAAAGAUAAUCAAAAAUCCUCAACUCCUAAUAAGAAAUUACAUGAAAAUAUAUCAUUUCAAAUUUAUCUUAAACAAAUGGGGGUAUCUGAUAUAAGAGAUAUAACUCCAAUUCAUUCCACCAUUUAUGAUCAAAUCUUUGAAAAUCAUGAUGUUAAUUCUGUUUUAGGUAAUCUUGAUUUUAAUCAAAGAUGUCAACUAUAUUUUAAUAAUUUAUAUUAUACUGAUCAUAAUUGGAUGAUUGAUCCCAAUAAACAUUUACCUGCCGAUAGUUUAAGAGAAUUCACUUUCCAACGUUGGAGACAAUCAAAAUUUAAUAGUUUAAGAGAUGAUUAUAUUAAAGACAAUGAUAUUAAACUUGAAAAAGUUGAAGAUUUUAAUGAAGAUGAAAAAUUUGAAAAUGUGGUAAGAGCUAAAUAUAAAGAAUUUUGGGAUCAAACUUUAAGAGUUGAACAAGAAGUUAUGGAUUAUUUAACUCAUUUAAGAAUAUUCAAUAAAUGUUUUAUUCAAAAUGAUGAUACAAAUUCUCAAUCUUAUUAUCCAUCAUCAUCAGAUUCAAAAUUUUCAACCUUUGUUAAUGAACAAGCUAAAUUCUUAAAAUCAUUCAUUUCAAUUGAAACUAAACAAAAAAUACCAAAAUUUGAACCAACAAGAUUUGAAAAAAAUUUAGAAACUUUAAAUAUGUUUGAAAAUUGUAAUAAUUUAGAAAAAAGAUCUUAUCCAUGGUUAUCAUUUAAUUAUCCUGUUUAUGAAAAAUGGGAUGGACUGACAUUUAUUGAACCUCCAAAAUUAACUCCACCUUCAUUUGGUUCAAGUAUUUUUGAUUUUAAAAUCGGUUCUUCAAAACAAUAUAAUUGUUUCUUAAAUGAUUUCAAAAAGAAAGCAAAUGGUAGAGGUAUUGUUCUUUCUAUAAAUGAUGGUCAUGUGGAUGAUACUAUUCAUUUAAUUCAUUCUUUACGGGCUUUGAAUAAUGAAUUACCUAUUCAAAUUGUUUUCUAUGAUAGUUUAUCCCCAGAAUCAAAACAAAGAGUGGUUAAUGCUGCAAGAGAAGAUUUCUUUACUUUACCUGAUUCAUUUUUAAAAGUAAAACAUAAUUUCCCCGAUGAUUACCUUAUUGAUGGAUUACCUAAACAAGAUAUUUGGUUUGUUAAUGUUUAUUCCAUCUUAAAUGAUCAAUAUCGUAAGAAAUUCUCCAAAUUUGGUAAUAAAUUCUUAGCUACAUUAUUUAAUUCAUUUGAAGAAUUCAUUCUUGUUGAUGCUGAUACCGUUCUUCUUCAAAAUCCAAAAUCAUUCUUCGAACUUAAAGGUUAUAAAGACACCGGAGCAUACUUUUUCAAAGAUCGUUCAACUCAAGAAACAAGACCUGAUUCAGAUUCUUAUUUUGUUAAAAAGGUAAGUCCCUCAGUCAUAGAUCAUGCUUUAUUUGAUAUUAAGAUGAUCACAAAAAAGACCACCUCAUUUGCCUUUUUUGAAGGAUUGAAUCAUUUUAUGGAAUCAGGGGUAGUAAUGCUUGAUCGUACAAGACAUUAUACUUCAAUGCUUUUGUUACCUGAAUUACACUUCAUGGAUCCUGUAAGAAGUAGAUCAUGGGGUGAUAAAGAAUUGUUUUGGAUGGCAUUUGUAUUUAAUGGUGAUGAAAAUUUUGCGUUUAAUUCACUUUUUGCUGCUUCGGCUGGGAUUGUAUCGGAACCUCGUAAGAAGAAAGAUGGUACUUUUGAAAGAUCAAGAGAAUUAUGUAGUGCUCAUCCUGCUCAUAUUAAUGGUGAAGAUGAAAAAACACUUUUAUGGAUAAAUUCUGGUUUUAAAUAUUGUGGUCAAGCAGAGCGUGUUAAUUAUAAAGAAGAAGUAGAGAAAAAGGAAAGAAGAUACGCUGCAUUCAAUACCGAAACUGAAUUAAGAAGAUAUUAUUCAAAUCCAUUAGAAAUAACACAUGCUGUUGUUCCACCCUUCAAAUCUAGAGCUGAAUUACAUUGUCCUAACGAAGACAAUGAGCCGGGUUCAGGUUGGGAUAAAACUAAUCUUUGUAAAGGUUAUGUUUGGUGUGCCCAUAGUUCUAUCGGAGGUAGAACUAGAAGAGGACAAGAUAAUACUCAACUAGGUCAUUUGAUAGAAUUUACGGAAGAACAAACUGAUAUGUUUAAAUUCUAUGGUGAUGUUUGGGUUGGACUUGAAUAAUUUAGUUUAUUUCUUAAUUUUUUGCAUUCAUUUUUAUUUUCAUUUCAUUUACUCUCGUUAACUUUAU